UUUUUCUCCCUACUUUUUCAUCCGAUCUUUCAAAUGCCGGUCAAUUUUAUUGGAGUCAGCUCUGGCCUAGAAACUAGUUGUGGCCUUUAACAAAAAGUUACUGAAAAUACAGUUCUCAUUUACUCCACACUUACCCACAUUGAUUAUACCAGUUUUGUUGGAUAUUCUACACUUAAUUACUAUAAUUACGAUAAUUACUUUAAUUACAACUUCAUCUUAUUGUUUGUUAUUAUCGGCCGAAAGAAAUUCUCGUACCGCACGACUUCUUGUCUGAGAUUUUGCGUCCAUGAUAGAAUUUUGCAGUUAUAAACUUGAUGUACCCCAUAUAUCUGUAAAGCACUUAAUUAAGAAAUAUCCCAGUCUUCAAGGGAAUUGUAUAAAAACUCCAGUACGCCGGCAUCAGGAAAAUGAUCGUCAUAUAAGAUUACAGUUGGAAUAUGAAUAUACUUAUGAUUAUACUAAAUCCAAAAAUCAAUAUGAUAUAACUGAAAUUAUAGUCAAAGAGUACUUUAAUGUAGACAACUAUCAAUUGUUGAGGGAUAGACUAUGUCCACGAAUUAAUAAUCGAAUGGCGUAUAUUUUAAUUCUUGAGUCUUUAUUGAUAGAGCCAGACAGAAUUUUGAAUCCUCAACAGGAUGAAAAGGAGUGUAUUAUAGAUAUUGGUACUGGAUCUUCAUUAAUUUAUCCUAUUAUUGCUAAUAAGUUAAGUUAUAAAAAUUCGUUAAUCAUUGGUACUGAAAUCAACGAGGUAUCUCUUAAUAAUGCUCUGACUAUUUUAAAUAAUAAUUUCCAUUUAAAACAAAAUAUCUCGCUAAUAAGAGGAAGUAAGGACAAGUUAAUCCCUUCUGUGGAUUCUGAUAUCAAAGUGAAAUAUCUCAUUUGUAAUCCACCAUUUUAUUCUAGCAAAGAAGAGCUUUUGCUGAAAGAGUCUUCAAAAUCAAUAAAUAAACCAAAUGAACUAAUAAUAAAUGAAGACGAGUUGUUAUAUGAAGAUAAUGGUGAAUUAGGGUUUGUUAAGAAGUUGAUUGAUGAAAGCAUUGAUUUACUGACCCAAUAUAAAUUUAAAAGAUGCUGGUUCACAAGCCAAGUAGGAAUUCAUAAACAUGUAGAGGAGUUAAAUUCAUACUUGGACCAGAAAGGUAUUCCAUAUAAGUUCAAUGAAACUAUAAAGUUUAAUACUUCUCGUUGGAUAGUAGGAUGGAGAUUUGAACCUUUUAUAUUUCGUAUUCAGAAGUAUAUUUCACCAUUAAUAUUGUGUGAUAAUAAAAUUAUAAAAAAGUUAGACCAUCUUCUUCUUAACCUAGAUGAAUACUUUUCUAAACUCCGAAAGAAAUCUCACGAUAGAUUUGAAUAUAGAAUAUCGAGAGUUUAUCAUAAUAAAAAUAUAUGUUACAUCCGGACCAAUGAAUACGUCUGGUUACGAAGAAUACGUCGAUUGAUUGAAAGAGGCGGCGAAGAACUUGAAAAGCAAAAUCUUUUUAAUAAAGACGUUUUAAUACGUGUAUAUUUGUUCAAUGAUAAAGUUGACAUAAAUGUACUUACUACAGAUAUAGCGGAUAAGGAUGUUACCAUUCAUUCUAAUAGUAUGAAUUCAUUGUUUAAAUCUUUUGAUGAGAAUUAAUGUAACAUAUUAUUAUAAUCAUUAAUCUAGAAAAUCUUUGCUUUGACGGUUAGGCUGACGGAAGGAACGGCUGGGAAGCAGCAUCCGUAGGGAGCAAGAGAAGAACAAGAAAAUUGCGCACGACAUUUAUUUUGUUUUUAGUAAGAAAUUACAUAAUAAUAAAAAUAUUAAUAAGUAAAAUAAUAAAAUGCGACAGUAGCUUUGGGGAGGGAAGGUAAAGAAGACUGAUGUGUUCAAGCUGAGGAAGACACAUUUCCAUGAUUUGAAAUUCAUUACUUUAAGUUACUAGUGAAUGAUUGGGUUAAGUGAGAGAAUUUAGGAAAGUUUAGCCUGAAGCAAACAAAGUAAAGCAAACAUACACA
This is a messenger RNA of Scheffersomyces amazonensis, 1983 nucleotides long. RefSeq lists its product as uncharacterized. Bases 287 to 1621 code for a protein of 444 amino acids. Lineage: Eukaryota; Fungi; Ascomycota; Pichiomycetes; Serinales; Debaryomycetaceae. The record is from RefSeq and is a predicted model, not a curated record. The transcript has a single exon. Gene Ontology annotation, molecular function: 23S rRNA (adenine(1618)-N(6))-methyltransferase activity. Gene Ontology annotation, biological process: rRNA base methylation. Gene Ontology annotation, cellular component: nucleus.